CAAACUUCAUAUGAGCCUCUACUCCUGUCAAGACCAUAUUCAACACCAUCACAGAAGAACAGCACGAUGUCAAUAUUCCGCUUCAUCAAUUCUUCCCUCCUCAUCAUCAGUCACCGGCAGCUGAAUGCCUCACUGGCGGAGGAGACCGUGUAUGCCACCUGUGCCCACAUGCCCGCUAUCAUACUCUUCUACCUGGUGCUGCAGUUCAUCAACAUGUUCCUCGGGAUCCCGGCGAACAUCAUGGUUCUGUGGCUCAUUCACAAGAAUAAAGGCGACUCGUCCACGUCCGACAUAUUCAUUGUGCAACUGGCCGUGCUGGACACGUUCUUCUGCCUCAUUCCUCCUCUGGAACUCGCCAACAUCAUCUUUCUGACCACCGACAGCACCUGGUAUGUGCUGCGCUUCUUCUACGGGGUCAAAGACUCGUCGCCGCUGUUCCUGUCAUGCAUCUGUCUGGACCGGUAUGUGGCCGUCCUGCACCCGAUCACAUUCACGGAGCUCAAAGACAAACGGCAUCGCUCAGUUUGCGCCAGUGUCGUGUGGCUGGUUACUUUGGGUUAUGCCGCAGCGAAGUGUGCCGGAAACAUCCCGAACUUUAAGGAAGUGUUCACCGGCAUGAUUCUGGCCACGUUUGCCUUCAUGGUGUUCUGUAAUAUCUCCAUUCUGUGGGCACUCCGGCAGUCCGCUCCAGGACAUGAUGAAAGACAUCCUGUGAUGAAAAAGGCCUUUAAAAUGGUCAUCAUCACUCUGGCCAUCAUCGUCUUGAACUAUUUCCCACCGGUGGCUCUCUUUCCGUUCCAGGACUAUUUCUCUCCGGAUGUGUUUCGCUGUUAUAUUCACUAUAUCGCCUUCGGCUUCAUGGAUGUGAGCAGCAGCAUCCAGCCGGUUCUGUAUCUGUCCCGGGAACAGCUGCCCAAACCGCCGGUGUGCUGCUGAUGCAGAACAUUCUACAAACACGUGAUCAAUUAUAAAUGAUGUCAUUAUUCAUGGCGUAGCUGAUUAGAUGAACUGAACUACUGAAUCUAUACGAAAAUCUUGUUUUUUGUAGGCUAACAUAAAUAACAUUUAUAUUUUUAAGAAGUGAGUGAUAUUUUACAAAAAUGAAUUAACCAAACUUAGAUUUAUUCAAGUUUUAUUCAUUUAAUUUGGUUACAAUUUCCGCAAUUCAAUUUAGAUUGAUUUUAGUUUUGAAACUGAAUAGAGUAAAUCUUAAAAAUGGCCUAAAAUAUUGAGUGUUCACGGGUGUUAACUUGAGUGAUCGUCUUCGCAUCUUGUUAAUUCUGAAGAAAUCUCAAAUGUCUGCAGCUGUUUUAUACUUAUUUGAGAUGUUGCCUUUUAAAUCUACAAAUCAAUGUGUAAUUGUGUACCGCUCUCUCUUGUCAAAACAUGUCAUAUUUCAAUCCUAAAUUAAGACUCUUUUUUUUUUUGCAUUAUGAAAAUUAAAACUGUUUUAGGAGUUUUUGCAUUCUGCCAUUAUUUUUGUGACAAUUAAGCAUG
Xyrauchen texanus (razorback sucker) is the source of this 1497-nucleotide messenger RNA. Its product is annotated as G-protein coupled receptor 4-like. Gene Ontology annotation, biological process: phospholipase C-activating G protein-coupled receptor signaling pathway; positive regulation of Rho protein signal transduction. Gene Ontology annotation, cellular component: membrane. The coding region runs from base 67 to 936 and encodes 289 amino acids. The transcript is spliced from 2 exons. The record is from RefSeq and is a predicted model, not a curated record. Gene Ontology annotation, molecular function: G protein-coupled receptor activity. NCBI's taxonomy places the organism in Eukaryota, Metazoa, Chordata, Actinopteri, Cypriniformes, Catostomidae.